Messenger RNA from Danio rerio (zebrafish), 972 nucleotides. The record is from RefSeq and is a predicted model, not a curated record. NCBI's taxonomy places the organism in Eukaryota, Metazoa, Chordata, Actinopteri, Cypriniformes, Danionidae.
AUGGCAGCAUUUAACAACACUGGACCAACCAAUGGCAGUAACGAGACUGACUGUGAUUUACAGGAUGACUUCAAGCACAUUCUCCUCCCGGUGAGCUACAGUCUGGUGUUUGUGUUCGGUCUGGGAUUGAACAUCACCGCCAUGUAUUUCAUCUUUUUUCGAACCAAACAGUGGAAGCCCAACACCAUCUAUAUAAUCAACCUCAGCAUUUGUGACACGCUCUACAUCCUCACCCUUCCGUUUCUCAUCUACUACUACGCCGAUGAGAGCGACUGGCCGUUUGGUGAAGCGAUGUGUAAAUUCAUUCGCUUUCUCUUCUACACAAACCUCUACGGAAGCAUCCUGUUCCUCAGCUGCAUCAGCGUGCACAGAUUCAUAGGCGUCUGCCAUCCGGUGCGGUCUUUGUCCUUGUUGAACACCCAAUAUGCUCGCUUGGUCUCGGUGGGAAUAUGGGUGAUCAUCCUCAUCUUACAGGCCCCGAUUCUGUUUUUCUCUAGGACAACACAAAAAAAGGACAUUGUCUGUCAUGACACCACCCGAGAAGAUCUCUAUGAUGACUUCAUGGUCUACAGCUCGGUGGUGAUGUUUCUGCUCUUUGGCCUGCCGUUUGUGGUGGUGCUCUACUGCAAUGCGAUGAUGGUGAAGAAACUCCUUGAACCUCGAGUUGGCGGAGGAUCAACGUCACAGCGAUCCAAGCAGAAGUCGGUGAAGAUGAUCAUUUUAGUGCUUCUGACUUUCAUCUUGUGCUUUCUUCCCUUCCAUGUGAACCGCAUUGUACACUACACCCUUCGCUAUAUGGACAGAAGCUGCGACCAGCUCCGUCUCUCCAACAUCUACUACCAGGCCACGCGACCUCUGCUCAGCAUUAACAGCUGCAUUGACCCUAUCCUCUACUUCAUGGCAGGACAGAGCUUCAGAAACAACAGCACAAGAUCAAACCCAUCCUCGGAGAGAUCCAUCUCAACAGUUUAA